AUGUCCCUAUCCGUUCCGCUCGCCGGUGCGCACCGCCCGCUCGCCGAUGAAGUGGGCCCCCGCGCCAACCUUACCGAGAUCCUGACGCCAGACCGGCCCUUCCAGACCUUCUUCAGGUACCUCAAUCAGACCAACCUCGUGGAGGUGUUCGAGAAGCAGGCCUACCGGACGCACCACGGCAUAACCAUCUUCGCCCCCGCCGACAGGGCCUUCGCCGCCGUCCACCCGUCGGUGCUGUCGGGUCUGAAGAAGCACCAGCUCAAGAACCUGAUGAUGUACCACGCGCUGGCCAAGCACUACGCGCUCAAGGAGUUCGACGGCCUGAGCCGGGUCAACCCGGUGACGACGCUCGCCGGCGGGAUGUACAUGGUGAACGUGACGUACGACGCGGGGGCCAUCCGCUUGCUGUCGAGGUGGGCCAAUGCCAAGAUCCUCGGCACCCUGUACGGGGUCGCGCCCAUGGCGGUGUACGAGAUCGACAGGGUGCUGCUCCCGGAGGCGAUCUUCAGCGCGCAGCCCCCCGUGGAGGAGACCCCGCCCGACGCAGAGCCCGCGGCGAGCGCGCCCGGCGCCAAGGGUGGCAACGCGACGACGCCUGGAGAUGAGGCGGAUGGGAAGAGCUCUGCGUGCCGGGCAGCGGGUCGGCCCACGAACUACGUGGCCACCGCCGUGGCGUUGUGCGCCGCGUCGCUGGUGGCAUUGUGA
Messenger RNA from Triticum turgidum subsp. durum (durum wheat), 705 nucleotides. The record is from the annotation of a GenBank genome assembly. Lineage: Eukaryota; Viridiplantae; Streptophyta; Magnoliopsida; Poales; Poaceae.